UAGUGUUAUCCGUGUAUGAUUGAAUAUAGUAUGGUGUUAUCGUAGUUUUCGUGGCUGUUGAAGUCCCGGUGCAGGUGGACGGCGCUUUUAAGUUUAGGACGUUUAGGUACUUAAUAGUAAAUAGAAUAAUUUUUUCUAUAUUAAAUAUGGUUUGGACGCGUUUUAGACUCUAGACAAUAGACGUAGACCGUAGUGUAUGACUCCAACUAGUUGAACUCGUUGCUUUAUUAGUUGGUUGUCCGUAACGAAUACUUCAGUAUUAAUUGUAUUUUUUUCAAUGUUUGGAACUAAAUCAUCUCUUUUAGCCGAACUUACAACCCCCUUUUCUAAACUACUCAGCCACUCUAACUAAAUUAUAAUGGCUAUGCUUCCACCUCGGAAAACGAAGACCGUCUCAACUGAAAAAAGUUGUAAACAUUCAAUGACGCCCCUUCAAACCCUUUUACAAAUGGGAUUCCCCCAAAAUCGAACAGAAAAAGCACUAGCGGCCACUGGUAAUCGAGGAGUUCAAUUAGCUGCUGAUUGGCUCUUGGCUCAUGUCAAUGAUACUUCUUUAGAUUCUAGCACUAGUAGAGAGUAUAUCAUGUAUGCCUGUCCAAGUGGAUCAUUAAUGUAUGAACUAAGAGAAUUUUGGAAUAAAUCAGCUAAUAAAUGUGGACGUAAUGGAGCUCAUAAUUUUUUGCCACAUAUUACUCUAGUAUCAUUUUUUCAGGUACCCGAUGAAUAUGCUAAUACAUUGGUAUCUAUACUAAAAAAUGUUUUAGAUGAGGUCAUUAAAGAAAUGACUGUCAAUGAUUUUCAUUUAGAAACUUACACUUCAUCAAAUUUUAUGGGUUUUUUUUUAUCUGAUCAAGGAUCAAACUUCUUAAAGAAAAUUGCAGUGCUAUAUGCAGAACGAGUCUCAGAUCUUGUUGGAGUUCAAGUAGAUCCUCAUUUAAAAUCUUUACAUUUAACUUUGGCCUAUCAAUUUGAUGUAAGUCAAAAAGAAACUUUAAAAUCAUUAAUUAAAUCCACAAUAAAUCCAUCAACCCCAUGCUUAUGGGAACUUAAGUUGUAUUCUAGGGAACCAAUAGCUGCUAACAAACAGGUUUAUAAAGUUGUGUAUGCUCAUGUCCCACAAGCUGCUGAUGAACUAGAACUAAGAAUAGGUGAUUAUAUUUAUGUGUCUAAAGAAAGCAUAGAUAACUCAAUUGACGGUUGGGCUGAAGGAAUGUCAUGGCUAACUGGAUGUAAUGGUUACUUUCCACUAUGCUACACAGAACGUACUGCUGAAUCUGAUACAUGGACUCUACAUUGUUCAUUACCCUUGGAUGGUAGUUAUCAUGAAUCAAUUGAAGUUAAUGAUACAAAUAUGACUGAAGAAAAACUUAUUGAAAAAUAUGGUGUUAGUUUUGUUCCAGCUGAUUACACGCCACAUUCAGAAUCUCCAAAAGGUCCUAAAUCACAAAAAAUAUAUAUAUGUCGUCAUGGUGAAAGAGUAGAUUUUACUUUUGGAACAUGGGUACCUUAUAGUUUUGAUUCCGAUGGAAAAUAUAUCAGAAAAGAUUUAAACAUGCCCCCAAAUAUACCUCAACGGCGUGAUUUUCCAAAUUCUUACCAAACCGAUACUCCUCUUACUUGUGUUGGUGAAUAUCAAGCAAAAUUAACUGGAUGGGGUAUGAAAGCUGCUCACUCUACCAAAUUAAUUCAACACGUUUUUUGUUCACCUUCAUUACGCUGUAUUCAAACUUGCCAUAAUAUCUUAGUUGGACUUGAUAUUGAUAAACAAGUUCCAAUUUGUAUUGAACCAGGAAUAUUUGAAUGGCUUGGUUGGUAUAAUCAGUCUGGACUACCUGAUUGGAUGAGUAUUGAAGAGUUAAUAACUGCUGGUUUUAAUAUUAAUUCCAAAUAUGAAGCUUUGGUAUCACUACCAUUUCUACUUGAAAAUAUGACAGAAACAGUUGAACAGUACUAUAUUAGAUGUGAUGAAGUAAUACAGAAUUUAAUCAAAUCAACUGAACCUAAAGGUGGUGAUAUACUACUGGUAGGCCAUGCUUGUUCGUUGGACUCUUUAUCCAGAUCGUUACUUCAUAAAUCUCCACGUACUAAACAAAAUUUUGUAAAAAUGGUUAAAGACAUCCCUUAUUGCGGCCUAGUAACUUUAAUGACAGAUGGAAUCAAUGAUUGGGCAUUUGUGGAUCCACCAGUUCCACCAUUAACUAACUCUAUUAAUAAAAGAUUUAAUUGGAAAGUUUUAACCACAGACAUUGAUGUCUCUCCAAAUUAAUAGUAUUUUUAAUUCAGCACUAAUAUGACUAAAACAACAUUUAAUAAAACAAAAUAAAUUAAUUUAAAAUUGUAGAUUUUAAAAUCUGCACUUAUUUUAAUACAAAUAUAUUUAUUUUUAAUUGUAUAGAUAGUUAAUAAGGCUGGGUAUUAAAAAGUUAUUAAUUAAUUCUUAACUAAGUUACAUAACGAAUUACUUUUUUUUUAUUAAAGGCAACAUCUAACUUAAUAAAUUAAAAUUUUUCAAUAAAAAUCAAUUAAUCUUAAUUCAUUUUAUCAUUUUAGUCAGUAUUGAAUGUAUUAUUUCAGGAUUUCAAUAAUGAUCAAAAUGAAAUGUUUAAAUAUAACUUUCUUAUUCAGGGCCUUAUUUACGCCUAAGCCCAUGAGCCCAAGGCUUAGCGCGACAAAUUUUGUAGGAAAUGGAAAAAAAAUCAUAUAAAUAUUUACUGUAUUUUUUUUCUUGGGGUAGGGGCAGCAUAUUUAAAAGCGCCUAGGAUGGCACCUUUUCUAAACCCGGCACUGCUUCUGUUAUUUAUUUUUUGACUUCUCAUAUAUAUAUAUACAUAUAUAUUUUUUUUUUUUUGUUUAAAUUAGAAGUUCAGUGAAGAUUAUUUUUUUUUUAAUAUUUAUAAUCUAUGCCAUAGCAUGAUAAUUAAAUUUUAUAAAAUAAGUUACAUUUUUUUUUCUAUUUAUCACAUUUUUACGUGUUUAAAAAAAUUAACUCAACUUUAAACUUAACUUAACUUUAGGAAAUAAAGUAUUAAGUUACUUAUCCAGCCUUUGUUGUUAAUGUUAUAGAUGUUUGAUAAACUUUACUUGGUAUCAUAAAUUUGAUAAUAUUCCUUGAUUUUCUAUGUAAAAUAGGUUAAAAGAUAGGCAACAAAUUUAGUAUAUAAUUUCUAAGUGAUCACUACUCAUGUGCUUCAGUAUGAAAAGUACAUUAAAUUAUACUUACCACACAAAUACAGAAUGAAAUAUUUUAAUUUUCAAUUUUUAUUUUUGUCAUCGAAAAAUAUUUAUAAAACAAUUAAAAUAUUUUUUUUUUAACUUAUGAUUCUCAAGAAAGACUUAUCUUUUUGUUAUUAUUUAUUGUCUAUGAUAUUCUUAGUAAUCAAUUUCACAUUAUUUUUUGUUAACUCUUCUCAAUGGAUAGUACUUUAAAAUACUUUAAAAAUUGAAUUUUAAACUGGUUGUAUAGUAACUUGCAUUUUAACUAGAUUAAGGAUUUAGUUAAAAAGUAUGUAUAGGAUAAUAACACUCGUUAUUUUAAAGUCUUAAUAUUUUUUAUCAUAAUAUUUUUUUUUAAGUUUUUCCUUUAUUGAAUAAUAACAUACCUACCUUUUUAAAGUCAUAUUUGGAAGUAGAAUAUUUUUCUGAGUUUUCGGUACAUAAAAUUCUAAGUUUAGACAAGCAGUUUAUGUGAUAUCUACUAAGUUUUAGUUUGUGGAGCACAGUGGUAAGGGUAUAUCUCUCAAAAAAAUAGUCAACUACUCCGUCCAUCUAUACUUUAAAUACUUGUAACUUAUAAUACCUACUCUUCUAAAUUUAGAUUUUUGUACACUUCAUAUUUUUAUCUGUCUCUACCUGGAACCUAUUUACAAAUGUAAAAUAUUGAAAAUUAUUCAAUAUAAAUGUGUUAAAACAUUAACUCAUAAUAUGUUGUCUCUAAACCAAAAUAAUAAUUUGAAUAAUAAUAUGUAAUUAUUUUAUAAAAAUUUUGUAUUACAGUGUAUUAAAUUAGGGUAAUUUGGAAUUAUAAAUUAAUUUAAUUAUUGCAAGAAUUUUUGUAUGUACUUGACCACUAAAAUAUGUACUAAAUAAUAUGUUCCUAGGUCAAAGUUAUAAUAUAUUCUAUUUUUUCCCCUAGACCUUAUUUUUAUUUUAUUAUUAUUAUUAUUGUAUACAUAGUAAUUUAUGUUUUAGUAUUAAUAUUAUAUGAAUGUUAGCAUUUUGUUUUUCAACACAUGCACCCAACUUUGAUAUUAUUAUUAUGUUCAAUAGAUUAUGAAUUAUCCUCACUAAAUUGGAACCAAGAGGAAGCAAAUUAGUGUGGAAAAUCUAGUAAUAAUUAAAUAUGUAUUAUUAAUAUUGAAAUUAAAUGUUUUAUUUGUAGAAAUAUAA
Messenger RNA from Aphis gossypii (cotton aphid), 4386 nucleotides. RefSeq names its product protein UBASH3A homolog (gene Epp). The transcript has 9 exons. The coding region runs from base 359 to 2266 and encodes 635 amino acids. Gene Ontology annotation, molecular function: protein binding. NCBI's taxonomy places the organism in Eukaryota, Metazoa, Arthropoda, Insecta, Hemiptera, Aphididae. The record is from RefSeq and is a predicted model, not a curated record.